Molecule: messenger RNA, 1986 nt
Organism: Oryzias latipes (Japanese medaka)
Lineage: Eukaryota; Metazoa; Chordata; Actinopteri; Beloniformes; Adrianichthyidae
Gene: cited4a
Product: Cbp/p300-interacting transactivator, with Glu/Asp-rich carboxy-terminal domain, 4a
Biological process (GO): regulation of DNA-templated transcription
Cellular component (GO): nucleus
Molecular function (GO): transcription coactivator activity
Source: RefSeq, a predicted model, not a curated record
UUGACCCAGAAAACAAACUCUUCUGACGACCGAGGCGCGCUUGAAGUCCGCUGCCGAGCUGCAUGUAGCGGAGCAUCACCGGAGCACCGAGCCGGCACCAGUCCAAACUUCUCCGUCCGAACCUGAGUCCAGCUGCCCUCUGAACAGGAAGACCAAACAACCAUGGCUGAACACAUGAUGAUACCCAUGACACAUGCCUUCAGGAUGGGCCUGAAUGGAGGCCCGCAACACAAUGGCCAGUCCGGCCUGCGAAGUCUACCUAACGGCCAGGUGAUGCAUUAUGGGAGGAACCAUCAGAAUAACAUGGAGGCCGCCAUGAGACACAGACCGGCAAUGGUAGGACCAGGAGGCAUGGGUGGUCCUGUGAAUGGAGCUGCUAUGACCAACCAUCAUCAACAGAUGAUGUCCGGAAACAUGAUUUACAAUGGCCAAAGCCUACAGCAGCAGCAGCAGCAGCAGCAUCACCACCACCACAUGCACACACAGCAACAACAACAACAGCAGCAGCAGCAGCAGGGUGGACACCCACAGCAAUAUCUCCAUGGUAACCUCACAUCCCAGCAGCUCAUGGCCAGCAUGCACCUGCAGAAACUCAAUACUCAAUAUCACGGACACCCACUGAGCUCUGCCAAUGGCCAUCACUUACCCAAUGGGAGCCAAUACAGGAUGGGACAGACCCAACUUCCAAACAUGCCCCACAUUGGUGGACCUUUGGGGCUAAAUGGAAUGGACAUGGACCUGAUUGACGAAGAGGUUUUGACUUCUUUGGUGUUGGAAUUGGGCUUAGACCGUGUUCAGGAGCUUCCUGAACUCUUCCUGGGGCAAAACGAGUUUGACUUCAUAUCAGACUUUGUGUGCAAACAGCAGCCGAGCACUGUGAGCUGUUGAACAGUUUUGCCAGAAGCUCCUAUUCGUGGACUGGACCUGCCCAACGAGGGACUAGGUGGCAACAGUAUGACAGCAAAAGGAGACAAUCUUGGUUGCUCCCGCUCGUGUGACGGUGUUAGAUACGUCUCCACACUGACCCCGUCUGCCGGUGUUGGAAGACUUUUAUAAAGCAAAAAUGCUGUUCAAGUGCCAGGUUUCUUUUGUUAAAGUUGGAAGCCAGUAAGAUCUGUUGCCCUUGGUCAAACCGGGGCAUCCUGAUGUAGCGGCCCUCAGCUCACGUGCCUACAGUGCGAAAGCUUUUAGAUUGCUGUAAAACCAACAGAAGAAGGAAGUCUGAAGACUCUUCAUCUGGUUCUGUGGCAUCUGUAAAUGAAUUUCAUCUCUGAAAGUCCUUUUUUUGCUGUAGCAAACCUGUCAGUCACUGAUUUUAUAAAAAAGAGGCAUCAGGAGGGGGAAAUGUUUUAACAUUUUUGAGUUUCUGAAGGCUGGCUCUUCACUAUGACCUCCUACAACAUGUGACUGGAGAGCUGGUGUACUGGGAGGUGUGGCAGUCUGGUGGGUUUUACGAAGACUACUUCAAGCCAGAUGGCCAGCAUCGUUUUUUUUGCCUUUUAUUGUCUUUGACUGAUCAAACCUUUUAUAAUAUCAAAAUUGAAGCUACCUAACAGUCUGUGCUUGAAUCGUUAAAAGGAAACAAAAAUCUUAUAUUAGAGGAACUUCACUGCCACAUCUCAAACAUUUAUUUCUUUACUACAGCCACUGGAGUCCUUGGUUUAUGGAAGCACAAUGGCAUUAAUGUGUGAGUAACAAAACGGAAAGGAUUUUUUAUGACUGAGGAUUAUUGAAUCGACUGCUUAUGUUUAUGUGCAUCUAUAUACUGAUUCGACUGACUGUCAGAAGGUGCUAAAUCUGACAGUUCCAUGAUUUAAAUUUUUUCUUAAGGUUGCCAGUACCUGUGGAAUUGAUGUUUUCAGGCUUGAAAGACCAAACGUUUCGUUUUAGCUUACUUUGCUGCUUUUCUAGUGAUCAGACUUGAUGUGCUCACACACGCGUCUUAAAUCAAGUUAGCUUGUACAUUCCCUGGUGAAUGGUAAAUUU